Molecule: messenger RNA, 909 nt
Organism: Leptonychotes weddellii (Weddell seal)
Lineage: Eukaryota; Metazoa; Chordata; Mammalia; Carnivora; Phocidae
Source: RefSeq, a predicted model, not a curated record
AUGACUGGAAAUUUGAGAAACCUGCAGAGCCGUGUACCUGCGGGUGAUAGUGAGGUGGUGAACCAGGUCCCCCUGGUCCUUAUGGUCCUCCAGGAGACCCUGGUAUUGGACAGCAAGGAAGUAAGGGGGAAAGAGGUCAGGAAGGAAGAACAGGGGCGCCAGGACCGAUUGGCAUUGGGGAGCCAGGCCAGCCGGGUCCCCGUGGUCCUGAGGGAGCACCAGGAGAGAGGGGCUUACCAGGAGAAGGAUUUCCAGGACCAAAGGGUGAGAAAGGCUCUGAAGGACCAACUGGCCCACAAGGAUUACAAGGCCUGUCAAUCAAAGGGGACAAGUCUUAUGAUGUUACCUGGUGUUGAAUUUAUGCAGGGGGCCCAAGGACCUCACGGACCAGUGGGUGCUCCAGGACUCAAAGGGGAUGGCUAUCCUGGUGUGGCUGGACCUCGGGGACUACCAGGACCCCCUGGGCCAAUGGGCUUACGUGGAGUGGGGGACACUGGCGCAAAGGGAGAGCCUGGUGUCAGAGGCCCCCCAGGCCCCUCUGGGCCUCGGGGCAUAGGAACCCAAGGGCCAAAGGGAGAUAUUGGGCAGAAAGGCUUGCCUGGCCCUCCUGGUGCUCCUGGCUAUGGAUUACAAGGAAUUAAAGGGGAGCAAGGACCCCAAGGCUUUCCAGGGCCAAAGGGCUUGACAGGCCGUGGCCUCCCUGGCCAAAAGGGAGAGCAUGGAGAACAGGGUGCUAUGGGAAAGAAAGGCGGUAAAGGGGAAAUUGGAGAGCCUGGAUCCCCAGGAAGACAGGGGUUACAAGGACCAAAGGGAGACGUAGGACUUACAGUGAGUAUCCAUCCUAGAGGAUAUAAACCAAAAAUGGAAGCAGAGACUAAAAGUUUAAGGAAAAUGAUUGGAGGAAAAUAA